GUACACAAACAUCCUAUCCCCUUCGAUCCCAUUGGCGAGCCAAAAACAUUGAAAUUUUAUCACUCAUAGCGUGGUUGCAUUCAUACUCAACGUCUACCGCGGGACGAACACGAUCAUCUGGGCAAAUAACGUGAAAGUUGUAGCCCCUAGUCUAUUGUGACGUUGGUGAGGGAGAAUAUUUGAACCCCCCCCCAAGCCUUCAAAUUUACCCCUGCCCGUGCUUUAAAUUAAAGGGGGGGGGGCUGAUUGAAGACUUUUCUUUCUCCUUUUCUUCUUUUUUUGUCCGUUCGCUGAUCGAUCGACCUUGCAAGGAAGCGUGCUGUGGGUUGCCGCUGCUUGGGGAUUACCAGCAACCACCCUCUGUCUCACACGUCGUUCCCUUGCGAGUAUAACGUCUCCGCCCCCCAAGCGAUUAUUAUUAUCGGUCUUAAAGGACCACAAGCGAAAACGUUUCUGGUUUCGAGAUGACGAUGUAUGUCUUUUUUUUUUGGUCAUUUGUUUACGCUUGGUCUUCGUGAGGUGCUCGGUUUAACAUUGGUGGGGGGGGUCGAUUCACAUUCUGGGCCGGUCAAUACAUCCGACUUGUCGCUCUCGGGUUUGGUAGAGGUCCAUCACCGAUCUUGGUAUGAACCUAUACCUCUUCAUUACCUGACAUACUUUGUGUACAAAAAAUCGGGGGGCCCGGUGGGCGGCGCUCCCGCGCCAAUGAUGAUGGCCCCUGUUAAAAGGUCCGAGAUCAUGUCUGCUCGUAAUACAGCGAAAGAUGGUGGUAGUAGUAUAUACCCAAUCGGGAUUCUGGGUGGUCAAGCAAGGGGAUGAAGUGUUCGACGAUAAAUGAUAGCGACUUUAAUAGCUCUCGCGGACGAUAUUGACCGCUCUGUUUCCCUC
This is a messenger RNA of Cantharellus anzutake, 888 nucleotides long. RefSeq lists its product as uncharacterized. Lineage: Eukaryota; Fungi; Basidiomycota; Agaricomycetes; Cantharellales; Hydnaceae. The coding region runs from base 475 to 819 and encodes 114 amino acids. The transcript has 2 exons. The record is from RefSeq and is a predicted model, not a curated record.